Molecule: messenger RNA, 1527 nt
Organism: Cannabis sativa
Lineage: Eukaryota; Viridiplantae; Streptophyta; Magnoliopsida; Rosales; Cannabaceae
Exons: 2
Coding region: 1-1527 (508 amino acids)
Molecular function (GO): catalytic activity
Source: RefSeq, a predicted model, not a curated record
AUGGUUUUACUAUUUUACAGGGAGAGAAUGAAGAGACUACGGUUACUAAUUCUAAUCCAAAAAAUUAUGGAAGUUUGUAAUAUUUUGGGUUGGAAUGUUAGGGGCAUGAAUAAAAAGGAUAAACAAAGAGAUAUCCUUGAUGUUUGUAGAGAGAAUAAGGUAGGUUUUGCUGCUCUCUUUGAGACCAAAGUGAAGCAUCAAAAAGUAGUUGAUGAUGUUGUAAAUAAUUUUCCAAAUUUGGAAAUCUUUUCUAGUGAGAUAAUUUCGAGAAGAAUUCUUCUGUUGUGGCAAAGGAAGUUUGUUAGUGUGGACAUCUUGAUAGAGGACCCUCAACUUAUUCAUUGUAAAGUGAGAAUCCGUGGGUUGCAGAUUGCUUUUUUUGUUACUGCAGUGUAUGGGUUCAAUUCUAUAAAUGAAAGGAAGGACCUUUGGAGCAAGUUACAGAGUCUUGGACAGAAUGUGGAACCUUGGGUUAUUUUUGGAGAUUUCAAUGCAAUGUUCCGCUAUAAUGAUAGAACUGGAGGGAAUCCUGUGUCUGCUAAAGAUAUUGAAGAUGCUCAACAAUGGCUCUCGAAUGGUGAAGUUGAAGAAUUUAAAUGUGCGGGAUCCCACAACACCUGGUCCAAUAAACAUGAUGUUGGGGAUAGGAUUUACUCUAAGUUGGAUAGAGUGUUUACUAAUAGUAGUUGGUAUCAAUCUUUCCCCAAUACAGAUGCAAUCUUCAAAUGGGACAAUGUUUCUGAUCACAUGAUGGGAGGAUGGCAGCGUGAAACUAAGAAGGAGGGUCUUGAUGCUGUGAACAUAAAGCUGCUAAGAGUUAAACAUGUUUUGCGUAGAUUCAGCAAGGAUUCGGUGGGAGAUGUUACUAGAGAUUUCAAGAGGGCCAAAGAGGAUCUUUACCAAGCUCAAGAGGCGCUUGCUAAAAACCCUACAGAUAUCACUUUACAGCAGAAAGAGAAGCUCAGCCAGGUAACUUUUACUACAACUCAUGCUAAGUAUAUUAGCUAUCUGCGACAACAAAGUAAAAUAACUUGGGUGAGAUGCAAUGAUGAGAAUUCCAACUAUUUCCAUGCUAGUAUGAGGAAAAGAAAACUUGAGAACAGAAUUACUACCUUCUCUAUUGGCAGCCAUGUUGAAGAUGAUUGUGGGAAGGUGGUAAAUCAUUUUCUUAAUCACUUUAAGAGAUUUAUGGGCAGCAGGAGCUCAGUCAUAGCUGAGAUUGAUUUGGACUGCAUUCAAUAUGGUAACUUACUUGAUUUGGAGCAGCAAGUUAAUCUCAUCAGACGUUUCACUAGAAAAGAUGUUAAAAAGGCUUUGUUCAGCAUACAUUCUACUAAAAGCCCCGGGUUAGAUGGUUAUGGGUCAGGCUUCUUCAAGGCCCUUUGGAAUCAAAUUGGAGGGGAAGUCUCGUCUGCUAUUUUGGGUUUUUUUUUCAGAAUGGGAAGUUACCUCCAUUCCUUAAUGAAACAGUUAUCUCUCUUGUCCCUAAAGUUGAGGAUCUUAAAGCGGCCAUUGACUUUAGACUGA